Sorex fumeus (smoky shrew) is the source of this 1673-nucleotide messenger RNA. RefSeq names its product myristoylated alanine rich protein kinase C substrate (gene MARCKS). Bases 449 to 1495 code for a protein of 348 amino acids. Gene Ontology annotation, biological process: central nervous system development; actin filament organization. Gene Ontology annotation, cellular component: plasma membrane; actin filament bundle; cytoplasm. Lineage: Eukaryota; Metazoa; Chordata; Mammalia; Eulipotyphla; Soricidae. The transcript is spliced from 2 exons. The record is from RefSeq and is a predicted model, not a curated record. Gene Ontology annotation, molecular function: calmodulin binding; actin filament binding.
UCAGCGCCCGCGAGCCCAUUCAUCUGUGCACUUGGGCGUUGGACCCCGCAUCUUAUUAGCAACCAGGGAGAUUUCUCCAUUUUCCUCUUGUCUACAGUGCGGCUACAAAUCUGGGAUUUUUUUAUUACUUUUUUUUUAAAAAAAAGACUACACUUGGGCUCCUUUUUUUGUGCUCGACUUUUCCACCCUUUUUCCCUCCCUCCUGGGCUGCUGAUUUUUUUUUUUAUCUCUUCGACUAAAAUUUUUUUAUCCGGAGUGUAUUUAACCGGUUCUGUUCUGUCCUCUUCGCCACCCCCACUCCCCCCUCCCUUCGGUGUGUGUGUGCUGCUGCCGCUGCCGCCGCUGCCGCUGCCGCCGCCGCUGCUGCUGCUCGCCCCGUCGUUCCACCAACCGAGGCUCUUUGUUUCCCCCCUUGGAUCUGUUGAGUUUCUUUGUUGAAGAAGCCAGCAUGGGUGCCCAGUUCUCCAAGACCGCUGCGAAGGGAGACGCCGCCGCGGAGAGGCCCGGGGAGGCGGCCGUGGCCUCGUCGCCUUCCAAAGCGAACGGGCAGGAGAAUGGCCACGUGAAGGUAAACGGCGACGCUUCUCCCGCGGCCGCCGAGCCGGGCGCCAAGGAGGAGCUGCAGGCCAAUGGCAGCGCCCCGGCCGCCGACAAGGAGGAGCCCGCGGCCGCCGGGAGCGGGGCGGCGUCGCCCGCAGCGGCCGAGAAAGAGGAGCCCGCGGCCGCCGACGCUGGGGCCGGGGCCGCCGCCAGCCCCGCCGAGAAGGAGGCGCCCGCGGAGGGCGAGGCCGCCGAACCCGGCUCGCCCACGGCCGCCGAGGGGGAGGCCGCGUCCGCCGCCUCCUCGACGUCGUCGCCCAAAGCCGAGGACGGCGCCACGCCCUCGCCGAGCGGCGAGACCCCGAAAAAAAAAAAGAAGCGCUUCUCCUUCAAGAAGUCGUUCAAGCUGAGCGGCUUCUCGUUCAAGAAGAACAAGAAGGAGGCCGGCGACGGCGGUGAGGCCGAGGGCGCGGCCGGCGCGGCCGCCGACGGCAGCAGCAAGGACGAGGCCGCGGCGGGAGGAGCGGGCGAGGCGGCGUCCGGGGAGCCGUCGGCGGCCGGCGGCGCGGGCGACGAGGCGGCCGGCGGCGCGGGCGACGACGGGGCCGCGGGGGGCGACCCGCAGGAGGCCAAGGCCGACGGGGAGGCGGCGGCCGUCGCGCCCGAGAAGCCGCCGAGCAGCGAGGAGGCCAAGGCCCUCGCCGAGGAGCCCGCCAAGGCCGAGGAGAAGGCCGACGAGGCCGGGGCCAGCGCAGCCGCCUGCGAGGCGCCCGCCGCCGCCGCCGCCGCCGCCGCCGCCGCGGGGCCCAGCGCGCCCCCGGAGCAGGAGGCCGCCGCCCCCGCCGCCGCCGACGAGGCCGCACCCGCCUCCGCGUCCCCCAACUGCGUGGCCGCGUCGCAGGAGGCGCAGCCCGAGAGCAGUCCAGAAGCCCCCCCUGCCGAGGCGGCCGAGUAAGCGCCCGGGUGCGGUCCGAUAACCCGAGAACUUUUCUCCCCCACCCCCACCUCCCCCCUGUUUGUUUGUUGGAGUGGUGCCAGGUACUGGUUUUGGAGAACUUGUCUACAACCAGGGAUUGAUUUUAAAGAUGUCUUUUUUUUUUUAAUUAUUUUCCUUUUUUUUUUUUUAAGCAGCA